UUUUUUAUUUUUUUUUUAGAUCAGUAAAAUCAAUAGUUCUUAAUCAACCAACAAACGGAGCAAAUGCCCAAAAAUAUUCCAAGGAAAAUUUCCCAUAUAAACGCUUUUAACUAAAUACGAUAAUUUCCCUCUCCCAUCAACAGACACAAAAUGACAAAUGUGCAAUAAUUGGAAAAUUUCUCGAAAAAAGAAGAAAAAUAAAAUAGUUUAAAAAUUAUUUCAAGAUUUACAAAUGCUAAUUAAACAAUAACAAUUAUAAUCAGACAAGUAAAUAGCACAAACACCACAUCAAAUUGUGGGAGAUAAUAAUUUCGAAAGCAAACUACAUACAUACCAAACAAAUUAAUAGUUACAAUAAUAAGAACAACAACAAUAAAAAAAAAAUAAUAAACAAUUAUCGUAAUAAUCUAGCAUCAUAAACAUUUAAAAUUGCCCAUCUCCAUCAAACAGCACCAAUAAACAUUUCAACAAAACAUAGACACAACAAAAAAGGUAUUGAAACAAAGGGAAACGGAAACCCUUUUUAACAUCAUGUUGUAUGUAUUAAGGUGGAAGGCACCUUGACAUUCUGUUAUUUUCACAUAUCGAGAGCAAGCGAGAGUGUUAGAAAAAGAGAGCAACAACAAAUAAUUUUAAUUGCUUUAUUAUUAUUAUAAAUGAAACUAAAAAGCAAUUAAAUUAUAACUAUUUUUAAUGUCUAGAUGAUAAACAAACAACCAAACCAAAUAUUUACCUAAACCAAUUAAAUAAAAAAGGAAAUAUUUUCUAGAAGAAGAAAAAGAUGAUAUAUUCUAAUAAAUAAUUAAAUAUUAAACAGAAAUUGUCUAUUUAUACUCCAGCAACUGCCUUAAAAUAUUAAAGAUUUUACAAAUCAAGAAACUGCAUAUACAAACAAUAUCACGAUCACUAUGAUGCUUACUAGUGAUACGACACAUCCAAAUCUAUCCACAGCGCAAUGUCUUACAAGCUGCCACAAAUCUCAACAACAUCAUCAACAUCCACAGCAAACAUUAACAUUUCCUCCUCUACAGAAUGCACCUGCCACAAAUCACACAACGACCUCCACAAAGAAACCUCGAAGUCUACACGAUAUGUUACUCGAAACACUAGAUUGUGUACUGUCGUGUCUAAUAGUAGCGCCCUGUGUCAUUGCCUAUUGGCGCGGCACUUGGGAACUAAUUGGUGUUCUAAUCUUUCCCAAGAGUGUACCUCUAUCGGCGCUCUGCUCAUUUCUCAUCGGAGGUCUGGGUCACAUGCUGUUCACACUGACACAACGUUUCUUUAUAGAUAACAUACAUCCGGACAAGCAUCGUCUUACCUUCUAUGUAUUUUCACGUUUUUACACCUUCAUCUUUGGCAUUGUGUGUGUGAAUAUGUGGAGAGGGUCAUGGGUACUGUGCGAUUGGUUAACUAGUGCCGAUUCGUUAAUUAUUAUUUGUGUAGUUACGCUAGUGGCCUUGUUAUUUCUAAUAGCUACUCGUACCGUACGAAAUUUGGGAGCUGCACCGUAUUCGGUUAUUAUGGAUCAUAAAAGUGAUUAUUUUGAAGUGGAAACCAUGUUUAAAGUAGGGGGUUUUCACCAGCCCGGUUUGUAUGUAAUGGAUACAUUGUUUUCGGUAUUUGUUAUCGGCUCUCUGGUAGUAAUAGCUUGGAGAGGUCUUUGGGGCAUAAUGGAUCUAACAUUGUAUCCGGAAGAUAGAGCAAGAUCAGCCUGGGGAUCAUUGAUCAUGGGCUACAUAACUGUAUUCUUUACGUUGAUUUUGCAUCCGUUAGUACGUUGGGUAUGCAAACGUAUUGAUGGUCUAAUGAAAUUAAUCUUUUGUGAUGUUUAUUAUUUUGCCGAAUUCUUUGGAGCGGUGAAUGCCUGGCGUGGAAUAUGGAUACUUUUGGAUGUUUAUUUAUAUCCAGAUAAUCCCAUUUUAAGUUACUGUUUAACACAUCUGAUACCUUUCCUUAUAUUAGCCGCCUUAAAAUGUUCCAAUUCGAUAUUGGUGCGUGGUGUUUACAUAGAUGCCGAUGGUCCUGGCGGCCAAUGUGUCGACAUACCUAUUAAUUAUGUUAAAUUACAUUUUGAAAGAGAACGAACUAAGAAGCGCAACUCUAACCAAAUAUACUCUCAAUCUAAACCAAAUCUUAUAAUCAAAUCGCCCCAUGACAAGGAGGCACAAUGUGUAUUAAUUGAAAAACCAACGAAAUCUGAAAUAAAAAUUCAAUCUGGAAUGGAUGCAACACAAUUGGUUUAACCAUUUAUCUGGGACUGAGUUACAAAACAAUUUAUAAAAAUGUAUUUCACAAAUACUUAAGAAGAGAUGAAAGAAAAUAACAACAACAUUAAUGUUGUUAUAUUGUCUUUUAGAAAAUUACCAAAAGCGAAAAAGAAUGCCCUUAAAAUGUUUUGUUUUUAAAAUAAUAUUAAUUUAAUAAUUAAUUUAAUUACAUUAUUAUUACAACACAGUAGUGUAGAGUAACAAAUAAUUAUGUAAAAUUGUACAAAAAAAAUAACAAUCAAUUAAUUUUCAAUUAAGUAUAAUUAAUUAAGUUAUAAAAAAAGAAACUGAAAGAAAUAUUUACUUGUUGCAAUUAUGGAAAUUAACUAAUUUAACUUUUAAGUUAGAAUUAUAAGAAUACUUUACAACGAACAAAAAAAAGUUUGAAAUUAAAAAUAUCAAAAGUUUUCCAUUUUAACAUAGAUUUAUAACAACUAAAAGUAUUAGUUAUAAAGUAUAAACAAUUUUAAAACAUUUAAAACUCCCCUAAGAAGAGAUUAAUUUAAAGCAUUAAAAUGAAUUUAAUAAUCAAAAUAAUGUCCUUAAUUAUCAGGUUUCUUCCUUUUUUUGUUU
Molecule: messenger RNA, 2840 nt
Organism: Lucilia cuprina (Australian sheep blowfly)
Lineage: Eukaryota; Metazoa; Arthropoda; Insecta; Diptera; Calliphoridae
Gene: fusl
Exons: 4
Coding region: 909-2243 (444 amino acids)
Biological process (GO): clustering of voltage-gated calcium channels; neuromuscular synaptic transmission; neuron-neuron synaptic transmission
Cellular component (GO): presynaptic membrane
Source: RefSeq, a predicted model, not a curated record